This is a messenger RNA of Bursaphelenchus okinawaensis, 6615 nucleotides long. Lineage: Eukaryota; Metazoa; Nematoda; Chromadorea; Rhabditida; Aphelenchoididae. The record is from the annotation of a GenBank genome assembly.
AUGGGGAUAUGUUUCUACGACUACUUUAGCUUCAUCGUCGUAUCUCUGCUUUUAUCCACUGUAACUUCACAGACUCCAUGUGCUGAUCAACAUGUUCAUUGUCGCUUCUGGUCGUCGCAAGGUGAAUGUGCCAAAAAUGCUGUUUGGAUGGUACCGAAUUGUCCGAAGUCGUGUAACAGCUGUAAUCAAGUCACGACAACGACACAAAAGCCAGUGGUCUCUGUGGUUACACCGAGUGGUAGGUUUAUAUUGUAAAACAAGGAUAAUAAUAUAUGUUGUCUUAAAUUGUAAAAAAGUGUAUAAGGUGUGUAGGCUUUAAUAUAACUAGGCUGCAUCGGAAAUAGUGUUUUAGUUUUGUAGAAAAGGCUGAAGUUUUUAAAAAAAGGCUACGUAGAAAGUGAAAGGCGCAGUAGUAGUUUGUUCAAAUAAUCCUGUGCUCCCACUCAAAUUUGAGAUUUGGUUUUUAUUAUGAAAACGUUGUAUUUUAGCGACUUCAACAGUGAAAACAACAUCACAACCCGCGACGAAUAAUCAGAAGCCAGCUGAUAAACAAUGUCCAGUUGUGCAGGUUAAAGAAGGUAAUAUAUUUGGUUUUGUUUCUAUUAUCAUCCAUAUUUUAACUUAUUUUACUGUCAUUCUAUUUAACAUUUAAAGUUUCAGCCUUUUCUCUAUUUUACAAUAUUGUACUUUACAUUAAAACCUUUAAAAACCGCAGUAAAACUGUCUUUAUAUCACUGAUAUUUUAGUCCAAACCCGUUUCGUCCCCAGCGAUUCCCAAUUCCGUAGCCAAUCUCAACGUUCUGGCUGUGCCAUUCCUAAUCAACUAAACAUCUGCUCACGGAACGUUUGCUACAAUAAGGUGUUCAGAACAUUUGAUGGGUCGUGCAAUCAUGAGAAGGAUGUUAUGAAGGUAUGUUGUCGAAGCUUGACUUUAAUUAUAGCUAUAAAGAAGCCGGGCAGUUUUUCGAUUUGGCUCACGGGCACACAUGGGUAAGCCCUGUCCGGUUCUUUCCAAGGUUGCCUCGGCCGGGCCUUUUACGUUGCGAGAUCUUUGAUGGGCCUCCGGGACCUUGAUUUGGGCCUAGUCUUUAGGCCUACAUGCGAAUGGCCUAAGCUUUUCUUCAUUUUUUUGGUCCGGCUUAAUCCAUUCGGCUUGGUCUAGUCCGGCUUUUAUUUUUUUUGAAUGCUACCUUUGGACAAACUUAAAAUAAAAAAUAUUAUUUUAGGGAGCCGCUUUCACACCGUUCUUACGACUUCUGAACCCAGAUUUCGCUGAUGGAGCGUCACAAAUGCUAUGUAAGGUUAAAGGGCGAAAGAAUUAAUGGAUUUAUGUCUUCUAAAACACAAACAAUUUAGCGGGGGUUGUUCAAAUACUUCUGUGUCUCCUAACGCCGAAAAUUUGUUUUGAGAAGAAGCACAGAAUUAUUUAAACAACUUAGAAUAAGUCCUUAUCUUAUUUUGGCUAUGUUAAACAUUGCUUAUAUUACACUCCAUUUUCAGCCGCCGGCCUACCCAACCCUCGAGCAGUAACUCAUCGUCUUCUCACAUCUACAGUAUCUCUUCAAAGCACGAAAAGCGCGUUUGUUACCGUAUUCGCUCAGUUUGUGAUGCACGACAUCACCAAGAACACCUUGAUCAACGUCUGUAAUUGUGGCGUUCGGAAUGCGGAAUGUGCUAAUAUUCAGCCUGAUAAUGGAGAUAGACGGUUCGUUUUUUGUCCAGUAACUUCAGUUGUAAAGUAACAUCAUAACAACCUCUUUUUAGACGCCAAUGUAUCCCUUUCACCCGCUCAUCUCCAAUGUGUAAUACUGGAGUGCAAGGUCGACCACGUGUACCAGUCAACUCAAACACGGCCUACGUGGAUGGAUCGGCUGUCUAUGGCUCAGACCCAACUACAGCUGAUUCCAUUCGAGUUGGAGCCUUUCUGAAGUCACAAGUAGCCAACAGAGACAUUGUACCACCACAAUCUGGAGCCAACUUUGACACUGGAGACGAUCGUGCUAGUCUGUUCGUUGGACUGGUUUCUAUUCAUUCUAUUUUCUUGAGAAUGCACAAUCGGUAAGGCGGUUUUGGCUAUGUUAGAGUAGGUUACGGGUAGUUACGGUAUGUUCCGAGAGUAAAAGAGCUUUUAUAUUAUGUUAUACUGCUAUCAUAAGCAUUAUUAAGGUAUUAAACUUCAUUUUGUCGCAGAAAGAGAAAAAUUUAAAAAAAAAUAAAAGUAUUUUAAAAUUUUAGUCUAGCCCAGCAGUUGUCUCAGCUCAACCCAAGAUGGAACAGCGAUCGUAUCUACCAAGAAGUGCGUAAGAUCCAAGGAGGUAUAGUUCAAGCCAUUACCUACAACGAGCUCUUGCCUGCCUUGUUGGGCGGUAAAGUCAGUUUACUCGGUAACUACAACGGAUUCAACGACUCUUCUGACCCUGGGAUCGCUGCCGAAUUCGCUGGAGGUGCUGGAAGACUUCAUGGGCUUGUUCAGGUGAGUGUAAUGUAGGUAGUCAGUGUAACUCAUUAGGUUUUUCAAAUAAUUUUGUGCUCUCUCUCAAAACAAGUUUAUGGGUUGGGGGCACAUAAGUAUUUGAACAAUUUAAUAAUUACAGGUUAUGGGUGUUCAUGGACAAUAUUUUUAGUUAUUCAGACAUUUUUGAGGUUUUUUAAAGAUUUUUAACUUACCAGGAAAGUGCCCGACUUGCUCCGCUCUGCUUGACCUUAAACUCUUUUUUAUAGGGAGAUCAUGUAAAUAUAUACUAAAUUGCGUUUUCCAGGAAAUCUUGAGAAAAUUGAGAUAAAAAAUUACGUUUUGAAUGUCUCGCCAAAUUGGCAUUGUUCUUUGUUAGUAAAACGAAAUUAUAUUGUUAUAUAUUAUAUUAUACUUUUAAAUUUAAUUUUUUAGCUUGUUCAAAUAAUUCUGCGCCUCUUCUCACGAUAAAAUUUUAUGGUUACGGGGCAGAGAAUUAUUAGAACAACAUAAUGAAUUGACAUUUUUACGUUAAAGCAUGUUUGAAAGUAUAAACUGCCACUUUCGUAAAUUUAUCUGGCUCCCAUGAGGUACCCGUAUUUUACAUUAAAAAUAGCAUUUUUUCAUGUUUUGCUUUAUUUUACCUAAACAUGGCAUUUUAAAUUUAAAAAUUUUCAACACGUUUUUUGAUUUUGCAAAUCUUUAAUUAAUAACACUUUCAGGAAACCUACCCACUAGUAAACAGUAACUUCCAACAAGUAGGUACCUACACCACGGUAUCCCAGACCGGCAACUUUCAAGCUCUAAUUUCGAAUGGCAUUGGAAUGUUGCUGCGUGGCUAUGUCACAUCACCAACUCGAAAACCUGGACGUGUCUCUACCACGAUGACAGAGUUUCUGUUCUCUUCUCAAGCUGACAUGGCUUCUAUUAACAUCAUGAGGGGGAGGGAUUACGGUCUCCGGCCGUACAACGACUACAGAGUAAUGUGUGGACUGCCAAAACUGACUAGCUAUGAUCAGUGGACUGGUAAGUGGUUUAGUGUUGUGAAGCUUCUUUUAAUUUUUCUGCUUGUGAUCAGAGCAUUUGUCUCUCUCACAAUUAAAUGGCACAAAUUUAAUAAGAUACGAGUACUAGAUUGUACGAAAAGGAUAUUAAAUGGUUAUAAAAGAGUGCUGGAUGAUACUAAAAGGAGUUAAGAAGGUAAUGCAAAAUUGUGGUUGUCUUUGAGAUGCAUUUAGGUAUUGGCAUAGUCAUGCAAUACAUUUUGUAUAAAAAUACUUCAAUCGUACUAUAUUGUACACAGGGCCGGGCGGGGACUUUUGGUCUGGGGGCAGGGGUCCAAAAAAAUCGGCACUACCUGUGCCGAUUUUUUUUGCGAAAAUUUUUUUUCCAAAAAUCCACAGGGGGGACCACGUUCAAAUUUUUUCGAAAAUUUUUUUUUGUACCCCCCCCGUCCCCCCUCGCGCCCGGCCCUGAUUGUACAUUAUACUUUUAUGUACAAUACUAAAAUAAUACUAUACAGCAUAGAAACACUAAUCAAACAUGUUCUAUCAUAUAAUUGGAGUGUAGAAGCCAUCAGUGCAGUCCCUACAAUAUUUUUUAAAUUGCACUACACUACUAUGUUAUUAUGGAUCGUAACUAAUAUGUUAUCAUUGAUAGUAAUACAUAUGCAAUAUUUUUGCAAAAAGACUUUUAUUUUUCUUGAAUGAGCUACAUUUCAAUGUCAAGCUGAUGAUAAUGUAAUCAAAACAAAGACUUCAUCAGCCAUUAUUCACUCGAUCGAGAAUAAAAUGAAAUUGAGAUUCUGAACUCCAAAGUAUUACGAUGAAUAAGCUGAGUUCUUAUAUAAGCCUACCAUCAACCCUGACACUCAUCAUUCAAUCAAGGUAUUCAUGUUCAGAAGAUGAAGUCCUUUGUCAUCUUCUUCUGGAUAAAAUCUUUUGUCUUCUUAUUCACCGUCGCCAUCUACUGUAUUCACGGAACUGAUGUAGUUUUUUUUAACAAAUGCCCCAAACCGGUUACUGUGGUGAAGAAACUGGCAUUCAAGCUGCUGAAUGUCAUCUGGCAGUACGAGGCUCAUGUAUGCGUACCUACACAUCUGGUCUCAAUGACUUUCGGAACGGGUUUGGAAUUGGUAAUGACGUUAUUUAGUACUAUUAGGUUGAACGAGAAGUAGCGGGACACUUUUUAUUUAUUUUUUAAUUAUAGGUGUCCCACUACUUUUGGUUCAACCAAUAUUGCAUCAAUUGAUAUUAUGAAGCUCAGUAUUAUUCGAACAUCACUUUAUAUAUUGAAUAGUAGUAGGAUUAGUAAUAGGAGGUCAUUCUUUACGAAUAUUGUUGUAAAUCAUACUAUCGCUGAGUUUUCCUUCGGCAAGCAACACGAAUUUGACUAUUAUUCUAUAGUUUUGAUCGAGGGGUUUGACGUUGGAAUGGAGAUCAUCCCACAAAGGAACGGCAGUCAUAGAGUCAAGUGUGAUUCUGCAUAAGUGGUGGUAGACAUACUUACUUAACUAUCAUGGUCACUAUCUCAUUAGGUUUUUUAAACUUUGUAUGACAGUACAGUGGUCGCGGCUGUGAAUACUCAAGUAUCUGUACCUUUUUAUCGUAGUACUGGUACUUGAUAGUACGAUCGUAUUAUAAUGUCACGCUUUAUAAUAUGGUGCUAGUACUGUACCUACUUAAUAGUAUUACUGUAUCUACUUAAUGGUAGUACUGUAUAUAGUUAAGGGUAGUACUGUACCUACUUAAAGAUAGCACUGUACCUACUUAAUGCUAGUACUGUACCUACGAAUACUUAUAGUAACAUUGCUGAUAUGAUCGUGGUGACUGUACUUUAAAGUAUGACUUUAGUAUUGAACUUGAGCGUAAGGUUGUAUUGACUAUGCUCUUAUAGUAGUACUGUAAUGUAAAAAAGAUUGUAGUGACUGUGAUGAUGCUACCCACUCUCCUGCUAACAAUCACACUUAUCGUGUCCUUGCCGGUGAUGAGUUUCACGUGUACUUUUGCUAUCCAUGUCAAGCCAAAAAAUAAUAUAUUUUUUCGUCGAAUUGCGACCCGUUCGGUUGCAAAACGUAAAAAUUGAUUCGAAAAUAAAAUAAUUAAUAAAAAGGUUGAAGAAAAUGUUGUUUAUCUAGUUAACUUUUGUUAACAAACGCAUCCGGUUAUCGUGGUAAAGACGGUCACUGGAGGUAGUGGCCAACAGGCUCGACUUCGACUGGCAGUAGGGGCGUCUUGUGUUCAAACCUACACAUAAGGGGCUAUGAACUUCCGCCAUGACGGUUGACUAUAACAAAUGAACUGACAUAUUAUGAAAAUUUUAUAAGUUUUGACAUCAUGUGACGCUUUAUGCUUUGUACAGGGCAGUGCAUGAUUCAAAUGCCGCAACUGAAUAUAACAGAUCUAAAAAUGUAACCUGCGUUUUUGAGCUUUAAACUCUAAAUAUUUGAAAUUCUAGACAAGCUACGCUAUUGUAAGGUCUACAAUAAAACAUGUGACACUUUGCCUCGACUUUUUGACAUUUUGUUACCGUGCCAAAGUAUAAAAUGAAAAAAAAUGAAAAAAAAUUUUUAUGAAAUUUUAUACCCUUAUGACAAUAUUUUUUUCGAUUUUGAAAAAAUGCUUAAACUUUUUCGAAAACCAAGUCUAAAGUAACAUACUAUAGUACAAUAUACUCUCUAAUUAGUGCCCAUCUAAACUCAAAACAAAUACCUGUGGUCAAAAGUCUUUUUUAUACUACGAUAAUGCGCUUAGCAACAAAAAAACUGUUUAAAUUAAAAAAUGAACUUUCCAGAAAUCACAGACCCAAAAGUUCGCGACCGUGUGAAACAACUCUACCCUGACAUUAACAAACUCGAACUCUAUGUUGGUGGUACCUUAGAAGAACCAGUAGAAGGCUCUCUGAUCGGCCCCACCUUCUCCUGCAUCUGGGCGGAUCAAUUCAGACGGAUCCGUGACGGUGAUCGCUUCUUCUACAAGAAUCCUGGCGUCUUUACAGAAGCCCAACAGCAAAGCAUUGACAAGGUGUUGUUGGCCAGAAUCAUCUGCGAGACUACAGAUAUCACCAGCAUACCACGAAACGUGUUCAAGGUGGACAGAAACGGCCAGACGGCUGUUUCUUGUAGCCAGAUACCGUCGCUGGACUUGAAAUUGUGGAAGGAGUAA